CUCUCUUUCUCUCUCUCUGUUCAUACCUCCAGCCAGUCAGCGUUGACUCGUCGCAGCAGGAAGAUCACUUCUCCCCUCUUCAGGUUUAACUCUGCCUUGCCGUUGCCGCGAAAGUCAAACAUUGCCUGAAAGAAGAAGAAGAAGAAGAGGCAAACACGAGCGAGUGAGUGAGAGAAGAGAGGACCGAGAGAGGCAGACGGACCGAACGUAAAGCGAACCAUGACGGCUGGCAGAAUGGUAAUGACAGAUCUGUUAAAAGCUGAGGAGAUCAAGAAAGGUCUUGAUGCCUUUGUAGGAACAACCUUUGAACCUAAGAAAUUCUUUGAAAUGGUGGGAAUGAAGGCCAUGUCAGCUGAAAACGUCAAGAAGGUCUUCCAGGUUCUGGAUGUGGAUGGUAGCGGGUUUAUAGAGGAGGAGGAGCUCAAGUUCGUACUGAAGGGCUUUUCUAAAGAUGGCAGGGAUCUGACUGAUGCAGAGACAAAAGCAUUCCUCCAAGCUGCUGACAAAGAUGGAGAUGGCAAGAUCGGCAUUGACGAGUUUGAGGCCUUGGUGCAUGAGUAGGGGGUGUCUGAAUCCCCUUCCUCCUCCUCAUCAUCAUCAUCCCCACAUUUAUAUUUUGUAACUGAAACCUUCAAGCUCUUCUGUUCUCCCUGCAGACCUCAAACAUGCAGAGCACAUCAGCUCCACAUUAAACACUAACAAAAAAAAAAAGCCAGUGAGGAGUCACCAUGAGAGGAAGCACAGAAAAAUAGGCUUAGGGUAUCAGUUUCAUUUAUAAGUUUUCAUUUUUUUAUAUAUUUACCCACAAAUGCUGUAUGGAUUUCAGGAAAGUUUGUGGUCUAGUCUGAAAACAGGGGAUUGUAGUGCUGUGAAUGGUGUAGAUGUUCAAAACUCCUUCAAUCUCAGUUUUUUCAUACAUUCAUUUGUGCAUUUUGCCUCAACUAGUUUUCUUUUUUAUUAUUUCUUUGGAUGCUCACAUAUCAGUUUAGUUUCUUCCCUCUCUUCUUCCAACCUCUCUAACCUUAAUUCACCUCUAUCCCUUCUUCUUCCUCCUCCUCCUCCUCACUCUCUGCCUCUGACCACGUGAUGUAGUGAAAAAAAAUCCUUUCUAAGGAGAGCUGUGAAGAGAAACGACAUCAGUAAGAAACAACAAUAAAAAAACAUUUUGAAA
This is a messenger RNA of Austrofundulus limnaeus, 1171 nucleotides long. RefSeq names its product parvalbumin-7. The coding region runs from base 220 to 561 and encodes 113 amino acids. Gene Ontology annotation, molecular function: calcium ion binding. Gene Ontology annotation, cellular component: cytoplasm. The transcript has 5 exons. NCBI's taxonomy places the organism in Eukaryota, Metazoa, Chordata, Actinopteri, Cyprinodontiformes, Rivulidae. The record is from RefSeq and is a predicted model, not a curated record.